AGCUGUCCGGGAGCACGCCAACGGGACGCGGUGCCUGCCGUGCCACCCCGAGUGCCAGCCCCAGAACGGCACCGAGACCUGCUUUGGAUCGGAGGCAGACCAGUGCGUGGCCUGUGCCCACUACAAGGACGCGCAGCAGUGCGUGCGGCGCUGCCCCAGUGGGGUGAAGUCUGACACCUCCUUCGUGCCCAUCUGGAAAUACCCAGAUGAAGAUGGUGUAUGCCAGCUCUGCCCCACCAACUGCACCCACUCGUGCACGAUUCGGGAUGAGGAUGGCUGUCCCGUGGACCAGAAGCCAAGCCAGGUGACAUCCAUCAUCGCUGGCCUGCUGGUGGAGCCGCUGACGCCCAGUGGGGCUCUCCCCAACCAAGCCCAGAUGCGAAUCCUCAAGGAGACAGAGCUCAAGAAAGUGAAGGUUUUGGGCUCUGGUGCUUUUGGCACUGUCUACAAGGGCAUCUGGAUCCCUGAUGGGGAGAGCGUGAAGAUCCCAGUGGCCAUCAAGGUCUUGCGGGAGAACACGUCACCCAAAGCCAACAAGGAGAUCCUGGAUCUGGCGGGGCUGCUCGACAUCGACGAGACCGAGUGCCACGCUGACGGUGGCAAGGUCCCCAUCAAGUGGAUGGCGCUGGAGUCCAUCCUCCGCCGGCGCUUCACGCACCAGAGCGACGUCUGGAGCUAUGGUGUGACUGUGUGGGAGCUGAUGACGUUCGGGGCGAAGCCGUACGACGGGAUCCCGGCGCGGGAGACACCCAUCUGCACCAUCGACGUCUACAUGAUCAUGGUGAAAUGCUGGAUGAUCGACUCCGAGUGCAGGCCCAAGUUCCGUGAGCUGGUCACCGAGUUCUCCCGUAUGGCCCGGGACCCACAGCGCUUCGUGGUCAUCCAGAACGACCUGGUGGGGGUGCCUGGCUCCAUGGACAGCACCUUCUACCGGGCCCUGCUGGAGGAGGAGGACAUGGACGACCUGGUGGAUGCUGAGGAGUACUUGGUCCCUCACCGCGGCUUCUUCAGUGCCGACACCUCCACCACCUACCGCAGCCGCAUCUCCUCCAUGCGGAGCACAGCAGAGUCCCCAAUCGAUGCCGAGGAGGGUGAAG
This is a messenger RNA of Acanthisitta chloris (rifleman), 1097 nucleotides long. Its product is annotated as receptor tyrosine-protein kinase erbB-2-like. Gene Ontology annotation, biological process: protein phosphorylation; positive regulation of cell population proliferation; neuron differentiation. The transcript has 13 exons. Lineage: Eukaryota; Metazoa; Chordata; Aves; Passeriformes; Acanthisittidae. Gene Ontology annotation, molecular function: ATP binding; transmembrane receptor protein tyrosine kinase activity. Gene Ontology annotation, cellular component: basal plasma membrane; signaling receptor complex. The annotation marks the transcript as partial. The record is from RefSeq and is a predicted model, not a curated record.